This is a messenger RNA of Cotesia glomerata, 476 nucleotides long. RefSeq lists its product as uncharacterized. The transcript has a single exon. The record is from RefSeq and is a predicted model, not a curated record. Lineage: Eukaryota; Metazoa; Arthropoda; Insecta; Hymenoptera; Braconidae. Gene Ontology annotation, molecular function: nucleic acid binding. Gene Ontology annotation, biological process: DNA integration. The annotation marks the transcript as partial.
AUGGCACCUCUUCCUGCUUCUCGAGUCACUCCAUCAUUAGUCUUCGAAACGACUGGAGUUGAUUAUGCUGGACCAAUAACUCUCAAGACGUUCCAAGGAAGAGGAACUAAGACAUUCAAAGGGUGGAUAGCGGUCUUCGUCUGCUUCUCAACAUCAGCAAUCUACCUCGAAGUCGUCUCAGACUACUCAACUGAGGGCUUUCUAAAAGCAUUCCGAAGAUUCGUCAGUCGACGAGAAAUUUGCAAAACCCUACGCAGCGACUGUGGAACAAAUUUUAAAGGAGCUGAUAAAGAGCUAAGACGUCUCUUCUCUCAAGCAACUUCAUGCUCAAAGGACAUGCAACGGCUCCUAGCCCACGACGGUACAAAUUGGAAAUUCAACCCCCCAGGAACUCCACAUAUGGGUGGAAAAUGGGAACCUGCUGUAAAGUCUGUAAAACGUCAUCUCCAAAAGUCCAUAUCAGACACAAGCUUCAC